AAUAGCAGCAAGUGUUUCACUAGGCUAUUUAGAAAUUGCUGAAUGAUAGGUUUAAUGUUUUUUUGCAUAAAGAUGUUGAUAAGGGAGCACUUAUUCUGCACUUGUCAGUAUCUACUGAUGUAUUUUAUUUACCACUACAGAGUCUAUUAGAGUCACUAACAGAUAAUAGGAAGUUCAAGGGCUUUUGAUUUUACUAAGACAAAUGUCAUGCUGCGGCAGAAAGGAAGUAACUUAUAUAUCUCUUUAGCUCUACGUCUUCUGCAUAUCAGCUUGGGCACAGUUUAAGAACACACUGUAAGGUGCUCAAUUCUGGUGUGAAGAUGGUGGCUUUCCUAAACAGUUUGUUUGCAUUUGUUCUCUACCUAAGAGCAUCAUCUGCUGGUGUUGACUCUUGGGAUGCUGAAAUACCCAAAUCAGUAGUGGGUCUGUCUGGCUCAUGUGUGGUGAUUCCUUGUAAGUUUAACUACCCUUCAAAUGGAAAGACACAUAACGAAUUUACAGGAAUCUGGUACACAGAUAAAUAUGACAUAAUCUACCACAGAGAGACUAACAAAAUCAUCAGCAAAUUCAAAGGUCGCACAAGUCUACUUGGUGAUCUGCAUCACAAAAACUGCACUUUGAAAAUCAACUCUUUACAACACAGCGAUGCUGGACCGUACAUGUUUCGCAUCGAGAUUAAAGAUUUCAAGUACACCUACGGGAAUAAUAAAGUUUCUAUUACAGUGAAAGGUACGAGUAGUUGA
This is a messenger RNA of Misgurnus anguillicaudatus (oriental weatherfish), 743 nucleotides long. NCBI's taxonomy places the organism in Eukaryota, Metazoa, Chordata, Actinopteri, Cypriniformes, Cobitidae. The record is from RefSeq and is a predicted model, not a curated record.